Messenger RNA from Oryzias latipes (Japanese medaka), 1385 nucleotides. The record is from RefSeq and is a predicted model, not a curated record. Lineage: Eukaryota; Metazoa; Chordata; Actinopteri; Beloniformes; Adrianichthyidae.
AGCAGGCGGAGAAGAGGGGGGGGGACAGCAGCACACACCUAGUUCAAUGUUCAUUAUAAAAAGAGAGUUUGUGAAGGAGACUCGAACCCCGAGCAGCUCACCUGGACUUGCUUCAACCUGAUCCAGUCAGAGCGGCGUCUGUGUCCCUGGGAUGCGCGCCGCGUCCAGCUGAAGCGGCGCAGUUUGGCACAUCUUCCCUCCGGGCUGCAGCCGGACAGAAACCGCGCUGCGCAUUACAGCUGCUGCCUCCACGCUUUUCCUUAACAUGGGAUCGCACUGUCGAGAAGGUUUGAGCUGGAAAAGUUUGCUUUGGUGCGUCCUGCUCCUCUGGCUGUGCACGUAUGUGAACGGGACGUGGAAGACGAGACUUUACAAAACGUUUCCUGGGACGCAGCAGAGCAGAGAGGCAGCGGCUCGAACCCCCGUCUAUCAAAAAAGGAACUGGUGCCCUCACACAGUUACUAAGACGAUAACCUGCCAGGUGCAGAAUGGAACCGUCCUCCAGAGGGUCUAUCAGACCUGCCGCUGGCCACAGGGAUGCUCAGGAGGCAGCUACAAGACCAUGAUCAGACCUUCAUACAAAGUGGUUCAUCGCACUGUGACCUCUCUAGAGUGGAAAUGCUGUCCAGGGUUCAGCGGUUCUGCCUGUGAAGAAGGUAAGAGAAGCUAACUUGUCUCUACUUUCUCUGUCUAGCCUUCACUACAUCACUUUCCUCACGUGGCUCAUUAAACUUUUUAUUCUCCAAACCUUGUGCUGGCUCUUUGUCACCAUCCUUUCAUUUUUAAAUUGCUGUCUGAUGUCUGUAGUCUAAUGUGCUUGCAUAUGACAGACUUUAGAACAGCAGUGAUUUCCAUCAGCCUUACAUUGUGCAGCUUCUGUCUUCUAAAUGAAGCCGAGAAAUAAGAUCUCUCAGCUUUUAUUGAGUGAGUCAGUUACUCCCACUUUAUUAUAAGUUUUAAUGCCUUCAUUUAAAAAAAGUCAAUAUGCCGCAGAAAGAUUUAUUACUUGCGGUGUUUUUUUGUUUUACAAUCCAGCUAGAACCAACUCUUCAUCUGCCACUGCCAUGCAAGCACUGCUGUGUUCAUUUUUCAUCUACAGUAGCUUUACACACACACACGUCUUCCCCUGGCAGGGCUCUACAGUCUGGCUCAAAGGGUGGAGCUCCUGUUUUGCCGUGACUGAGGGUCUGAAUGGGUGUAACAUAAAUUGUCAGACUAUGUAAUGCAAAGGACAAUAAAUAUUUACAGUGGUUAAAGUGGUUGCUUUUUUGUGGUGCCAAAAAUGAGGAAAAAAACUAUUUCUUUUAUGCUCCCACUUUGAGAUGAACUAAGAAAAACCCGGCCGUCUGAUUGGUCUGAGGUUUGCAGUUAAGUGGAGAAAUUUG